CUAGUCGUAUUUUGCGUAACGAUAUUUUACACUGAUUUUGGAAAGGUUGGCAAGCAAAAACCGAUCACGAUCAAGCACAAUAAACGUCAUUAAUGUUUUUUGAAAAGAAUCUUUUUGACAAUAUUUACUUUUAUCAUAGUAAUCUUUUUUAUACAAAUUUGAUAGUGCAGAUGACAUUUUGCGCUAAGAUAAUAGUUCCUCAGACAAAACAACAGCAAAGGAAACAAAAUUGCUUAUAAUUCUAAAGACGAGACCAUCAACACUAUUACGACAAUGCUGGAGGGUAAAGUUCUGUCGCGACAUCGACGGAAGAUCGAUGCAGCCGCACCCGAUUCGCCGCAGAAAAUGGCAAUUCCAACCAGUAGAAACUUCGCCAGCUGCUACAUAGAAUUGUGCAAGCAACAACGUCUGCGACCCUUGCCAGUAAUUUGCGUGACUUUGCCGCAUAGCCUGGAUUUCACUACUGAUCGCGUCAAAAUAGACGACUGGGGACCAAUUUUAAAUUCUCUUUCCCUUGAUCGAUCGCUUAAAUCGAUCAGCGUGCACAGCAGAUACCAAUGUCGCAAACUGUUGGAAGAAGUAAAUUCUGAAGAUAAAGUGCGAGCGAUAAAUAAAGCUCCGGUGGUCCUCACGCGGUACUUGUUAGAGUGGCUGUCGCAAAGCGUCGGUCAGUGCAUAAGAAACUCGUCUAGCCUCACACAUUUAGAACUCGAAGGCAUUCCGUUUCCACCGGACUGCAUCGCAGUACUUUGCGUCGGUUUGUCGAGAACUGAAACUUUGCACCAUUUGUCUCUUCGACGUUGCUAUAUUGGCGACACCGGUUGCGAGCUAAUUUGUCAAACAAUAGCAGAUAUUCGUAGUAUAAAAACGUUGAAUCUUAGCUACUGCAAUCUAACAUCUACUUCCGGCAACGCGUUAGCAUCCGCGCUCUCUAGACAAAAACUGGCAUUAUAUCAUGACACGUGGAAACAGUCAUUAAGGUAUCGCGAUGCCAACUUUGAGACAAUGCCAGGACUACGCCGAUUGACCUUGAAUGACAAUCCACAUUUAGGCAACUGCGCAGUGAAAGAGGUGAUCGAAGCGAUACGUGACAGUUUAUGGAUGAAAGCGCUAGAUCUCCAACAUUGUGGCUUAACAGAUCAGAUUGGCACAGAUCUAUUAAAUUUACUGGAUCAGAACAACACACUUGCUGUGCUCGAUGUGCGAAAGAACACGAAUUUAAACGAAGAACUUGCAGUAGAGAUCAUGAAGAAAUUGGAAGAAAAUGUCGAAGAGAAGUCAGAUUAUAAAUGGCUAGGAUUAGCGCCGAAGGACCAGAGAAUUGCUUCAACUGACAUUCAAAAAGAUAGCAAAAAAGAAGACGCUACCAAGAUCUCUAGAUCACGAAGUGCGUUCAUCCGAUACACAAGAAGACCAUUUCUGGCAAUACCUAUAAGAAGAACAGUUCCACUGCCAAUUCUACGGACAAAAAUCAAAUCGGAUUUGCCGUCAUUUCACGAUGUUAUUCAGCAACGCAAUUUACGACCACGAACAAUGGAUACCAUACAACCGACGUCUAAGAUUUCUCUUCAUCUAGAUCUUCAAUCUCAUAUACAAUCCACAAAUCAUGCCAGUCAUGAAAACGCAGUACAAUAUUCCACGGAAACUAGUUUAAAAAGUCUCGAUUCAAGCAAAGUGGACGUCGGCACACAAAGUCAACACGAUGAAUCAGAAGAGAUUCAUAAUAUUUUAGAACAACUAACAAAAGCUCAAGAAGAACAAGACAAGCUCCUCGAAAAAACUAAAUAUACCGAUCGUAUGCUCAUCGAAGAGCGAACACGGCGCGAAACCGCCGAGAUAAAUCUACGCUUAGCGCAAAACAAUAUAGUUGAAAUGGAAAACGCUCUGACAAAAAAAGAAAACGAGACCAGAGAUUAUUUAUUGAUCAGUCAACAGUCUUUAAAUGAGAUAUGCUUGUCUUUCGAUCGUCUUCUGCAGCUAUUGGAAAACGUUGUCUCUAAUUAUCCUUUUGACAAAACGCAAAACACGCAGCGGAUAACGACGAGCGCGGACAUCAAACAGCAUCUUGCAUCUGUUAUCAAACAGACUAAGUCAGAAAAUCUGAAGCGAAGCUAUAAAGUGAAUAUUAAGGUACCGAGAUACAGCGUCAUAGACAGCGCGCGGAAAUUUGUUAAGUCCGAGAGUGAUGUCAGAUCAACUCUGCCGAUCUCGACGAUUCAUCUUGAGAGAAAGAUCGGUGAAUAUCCAGAUGAAAAUGACUCACGCUAUAGACAUUGCGAUACCAACAAGCCGAUAUCGCCUAGCGAUCGUGCCCGAGCAAUUUUCGCUGGAAUUGUCACCAGCGAAACCAUGCUUCACUUUUAUUAAUCGAUCAAUAUGUUCGGCGAGUUCAGUGAACGUCUGCAAACAGUAUGAUAAAAAGAGAAAUAUGUAUAUAUGCAAAAAUAUGUGUAUAUGCAGAAAAUGUACACAGAUUUUGUGCACAUACAUAUUAUACACACACAUAUGUUCACGUGCAUGGUAUACGCGCACGUUAUCUUUUUUUUAUAAACUAUUUUAUUAUAUCACAUUAAAACUGUUACAAUAUUUCGGUAUUAGUUUUUUUAUAUCUCAAUAUAUUUCAAUAUAUGUGUGUGUGUAUGUAUGUAGGUACAAUGUAUUUCGAACAUUCAAGAUACAUAAAAAUGUAUAAAACAUCUUUUUAGGUGUUUGUUAUAGACGUUUGGCGUACUUUUGUAUUUUAUCUAAAAAGUGAAUAUUGUGUGUCAAAACUUUUCAAUGUCUACAAUUUAAGACUAAUGGCAAAUAUAAACAUCAAUUGUGCAAAUUUGGUUGCACUAUUCCAGCACUUGAAAGCUUACAAGAAACACUUACAAAAUUGAGCGAAAGAAAGAACUAUAAAAUUGAAACAAAAAUAAAGUGAAAGGUUUAACAUUAUUCGAGAUAUUGCUACAUGGAAUUGCAACCGAGCUCGCGAAAUUAUCUCAGUUGUACAAUUUUGUCACACAUAUACUGAAAAUUUUGAAUAAUCAGAAAUGUAGGAUACAUAUUACUUGUGGAAUAAACAGCUAUUACAAAAGUAAUCAAAUACACAAAGUAUGUACUUUGCUUUUGUAACAGUAUAUAAUGUAAUAAUUCGCUGAGAAUUCCGCGCUUCUGAACUGCUCCGAGACAUUGGCUGUUUUAAUGUUCAUCCUUCAGGUUUCUAUAAAUUUUCCAUUACUCUUUCAAUCUAGACAACCGGUUAUCUGAUAAACGCUACAUUUAUUCGGUCUGCCAGUCAAAGGUAAUUUUUCAUGAUAGGUCACGCUCGGCAUGUCGCUCACGAUGGCGAAAGCUAAACCUAGUGUGCAACACAAGAUCAAACGUGCCAACAACGAUGGCAUCUCGUUGCUCCUGUCGCUUCACUUGUCGAUAAGUGACUGUAUUGAUCGUCGUCUCCGUCAUUGGUUAUUAAUCGACUGUGUCUAAGUUGAAAUUUCAUAGAUUCAUAGAGCUUUGUGACGCCACUUACAAGUUUGCACCUGCAGUUAACACUUUUGCCCUUUCGAUGUAUUAGUCUUAUUACUAUCGAUUUGCGAACAAGAGUGUCUCACUUGUUGUUACUUAAU
Messenger RNA from Pseudomyrmex gracilis, 3611 nucleotides. RefSeq names its product centrosomal protein of 78 kDa-like. The transcript has 3 exons. Gene Ontology annotation, cellular component: centrosome. The coding region runs from base 274 to 2367 and encodes 697 amino acids. NCBI's taxonomy places the organism in Eukaryota, Metazoa, Arthropoda, Insecta, Hymenoptera, Formicidae. The record is from RefSeq and is a predicted model, not a curated record. Gene Ontology annotation, molecular function: protein binding.